This is a messenger RNA of Pomacea canaliculata, 2014 nucleotides long. RefSeq names its product globin-3-like. Bases 177 to 692 code for a protein of 171 amino acids. The record is from RefSeq and is a predicted model, not a curated record. The transcript is spliced from 3 exons. Lineage: Eukaryota; Metazoa; Mollusca; Gastropoda; Architaenioglossa; Ampullariidae. Gene Ontology annotation, molecular function: heme binding; oxygen binding.
CAAGGAAGCCUCAGCUGCUGCCUGUGAGCUACACGCCUCUGUACAGCGGCACAAACCUCUCUCUCUCUGUGUCUGCCCGCGCUAAGGGCGGCUGAACUUGGGAGUCGACAAGUAGACCGGUAGCAGGCGGUAGCCUCGAAGUGAAAUCGUCUUUCAGCUGACACGCGCAUGGCAUAAUGGCGGACGACGAAAUGUCGCCCUCUCCGCCAGCUGCGUUGGAUCCCCGUCUUCCUCUCACGGCCAUGCAAGUGUUCAAAUUGAAGAAAAGCUGGAAAGGAGUAAAGCGAAGCCUGGACGAUACUGGUGUGGAGAUGUUUAUCAGGCUGUUCCGUAGCAAGCCCCCGCUACAACGACUGUUCCGAGAGCUGAGGGGCGUGCCAGUGGACGAGCUGCGGGUCAGCGAGGCCAUGGAGAAGCACGCCGGCAGGGUCAUGGCCGUCUUCGAUGACGCCAUCAACGCCAUCGAGAACGUGGAUGGCACAGACGAGAUCCUGUGCCGGGCGGCCAAGAAACAUUCCUCCAUCGAGGGCUUUGUCUCAGACAUGUUCUGGGAUAUCGAGCAGCCUUUCCUGGACGCGGUGCGAAUAACACUGGGGGACCGUUACACAGACAACAUGGACGGCAUCUACCGCAUCACUAUCAAAUACCUCCUGGAGAAACUCGUCCGCGGUCACCGCGCCCUGGCGUCAUGAUGCUCGGCUGGGCCGAGUGCAACGAGCUGCGCGCGCAUCCUUUUUUUUUUCUCUCCACCAGAGACCAGCACGACUGACCACAGCAAGAGCACAGCGGUGCUGAGCAGUGCACAGCGCCACGGACACGGAUAAGUGAACCCGAACGGAAGGACUAGGCACGAGGUGCAUAGUGUGUGAGAGUGGCUAGCUCUUUACGUUAUCAACCUUCUCUUCAAUGUCUUCAUUAAGCUUAGAGCAAGAGAGGCAGAGAGAGAGAAAGAGCGAGAGACAGAGAGACUUACUGGUUUCUCACAUUUUUUGUGCUACAUACGCGCCUUCAAGUGAUUAACCUGUCGUGUUUGACAUUGAAAAAAUGAAACGGAGAGAAUGGGCUGAAAGCACUGGCAGAUGGUCAGCCGCACUUGGGAAAAGCCAAAGCACCUCUUGGCAAGCCUUUCUUUUUCUUCUUCUCUCUCUCUCCGCACCGCACGCAAGAGGUGGUGCCGAGCGUCAGACUGCUGUUGUCCAUCGUUGUGUUGCGGACACUAGUGAGCGUUCCUGGCGUCAGACUGCUGUUGGUCUGUGGAGCGAGCUUGACUGUGAUGUGUGUUUUCUUGAAGCCUUCGUGCUGUUCUCAUGUGAGUGCGAGCAUGCUUUCAUGGAGUGGUGGGUUAGUUCUUUCCAGCUGUAUAGUGGCUGAUUUGUCAUUGCUCUGCUGAUAUGUUUACUUGCUUUAGGUUCUCACAGGUUGUGCUGAGAGAGGAUAUAAUUAUAUACAAAUGAGAGAACAUAUCUGUGUGCGUGCAUGCGUGCGCGCAUGUGUGUACAUUUUCGUGAGUCUGUGAUCUUGGUAUCUUUGUGUUAAACUGUUUGCUUGCUAAACGCGACAACAGAUGUCAUGCUUUUAAAAACUUAGCACCAAGUAAACAUUAGGAAGAUGGGGAACUGGACGGUUGUUGGUAAAAGCACUUGACACUUCAUGAUUAGUGAAUUACAGAUUUUGCUUUUAUUGUGCCUGAGAUUUUCGUAAAUCCAGUCAUGUGAGGUUCAGUGACACAGGAAACAAAAUGGUGACACCUAUACAAGUUCACAAAUAAAGGUUAUAAUAUUUACUUAAUAGUCGAAACAGUCAUUUGCACUACAUUCGUUUGAUGGUUAAGGAGCAUAUAAAAGAGUAUUUGAUAUUUGUGUGCUGUAAGAGAAAUCAUGUGACAGUUGUCACUCCUUCGUUGUACACAUUUCUCCACCCGGCUACAUUUCCUACCCUGAUUGCCAUUUUCACCACCCUUCUGAUCUGUAUAAAUGUUGCAGAGUGGGACAUUAAAGUUUCCUUGUCACCAUAA